This is a messenger RNA of Eruca vesicaria subsp. sativa (arugula), 1214 nucleotides long. The record is from the annotation of a GenBank genome assembly. NCBI's taxonomy places the organism in Eukaryota, Viridiplantae, Streptophyta, Magnoliopsida, Brassicales, Brassicaceae.
UAACGUGAUACAACGUUUCAAGCUUUGUUCUCUCAUUCAUCAAUCUCCCUCUCCCUCCCUCUUCGUCAAUCUCCAAUAACACAAAUUUAGAAGCAAAAAAAGAGAGAGUCAAAAUCGAUAUAUGGCGUCGUGGAAUUCGAUUCCGUUAGAAAUAUCGUACGAGGUCGUGGGAUGGAUCGCGUUUGCGUCGUGGUCGAUUAGCUUCUACCCUCAGCUCAUUCUCAAUUUCCGCAGGAAAAGUGUGGUAGGAUUGAACUUCGACUUCGUGCUAUUGAAUUUGACGAAGCACUCGUCGUAUAUGAUCUACAACGUCUCCCUCUACUUCAGCCCCAUCAUCCAAAAACAGUACUUUGACACUUAUGGCGAUCAAGAGAUGAUACCUGUGGCAGCCAAUGAUGUUGCAUUCUCAAUCCAUGCUGUUAUACUUACAGCUCUUACACUCUUCCAGAUCUUUAUCUAUGAACGAGGACCUCAAAAAGUAUCCAGAUUUGCUACUGGUCUUGUGGUUCUUGUCUGGGGGUUUGCAGCUAUCUGUUUCUUCAUUGCCUUACCUACACACUCUUGGCUCUGGCUCAUUACCAUCUUCAACUCGAUUCAGGUUGGCAUGACAUGCGUCAAGUACAUUCCACAGGCGAAGAUGAACUUCACUAGGAAGAGCACAGUCGGGUGGAGCAUUGGGAAUAUUCUUCUUGAUUUUGGUGGAGGACUCGCUAACUAUCUGCAGAUGGUUAUUCAAUCUAUUGACCAAAAUUCUUGGGUGAAUUUCUAUGGCAACAUUGGAAAGACUCUUUUAUCACUCAUUUCAAUAUUUUUCGAUAUCCUCUUCAUGUUUCAACACUAUGUGUUGUACCCUGAGAAGAAAUCCUCAAAAUCUCUGGAAACUGGUCAGGAACCCAACGAACCUCUCAUAGAUCCUUCUCAUGAACAUGUUUAGAAUCAAAAGUCAGAAACAACAAAGCCCUUCUUAGCUCCACUGCCUUCCCUUUUGUACAAAAGUAAAAGAACUUUUCGGACUCCUAGUUUAUCACAUGUUGUCUUAUUAUUUGAGUAAUUUCAAUGUAUCAUGUAUCAUAGAAACAAUCAAACAAAUAAUAUGUUAAUCUUUAGUUUUCUUUUAAGAGCAAGAUCAAUGUUACUGUCCAUCAAACAUGAAUGUGUAGUGUCCAUGAAUUGGCGCAAUUGAUUUUCAUUUAAGCUUUUCAUCUAUCAAAUAA